Messenger RNA from Onychostoma macrolepis, 2136 nucleotides. RefSeq names its product proline dehydrogenase 2 (gene prodh2). Bases 208 to 1614 code for a protein of 468 amino acids. The record is from RefSeq and is a predicted model, not a curated record. The transcript has 11 exons. Gene Ontology annotation, cellular component: mitochondrion. Gene Ontology annotation, molecular function: proline dehydrogenase activity; FAD binding. Lineage: Eukaryota; Metazoa; Chordata; Actinopteri; Cypriniformes; Cyprinidae.
UCGGUCCUGUUCAUUUGCUCUCAUCCUCUCUGUUUGUUUGCACUGGAAACAUUGCACAGAACCUGCAUAUGUCAGUCUUGCCAUCCAUAAUUACAGGUGCCACUGAUGUCUUAAGAUUAGCUUUGUAGAGGGAUCAAUAGUUCACCACUUUAGGUUUUAUCAAAACAACUUUUCUUAGCAUCUUCAUCAAGUGUCAGAGCAGUGGAGAUGUGUUCUCUCCUGCGGCCGCCGGUGUUCAGUCGCUUUAUAUCUGUGCGGCUCAAGAGCGUGGCUGCCUCUCAGUCCCUGCCGACCAAACGAGACCGAGACCUCUGUGACCCCUCAUCACCUGACUUUCUGACCUUUGAGGAUCCUCAAGCAUUCAAGGUGAAGAGUUUCUGGGAGCUGAUCCGAGCUCUCGGAGUCUUCAGGCUUUGCUCGUUCCCUGCGCUGGUUAAUAACUGUGGUAAGCUGAUGACCGUUACAAGGAAGGUUUUGGGCCAGCGAUGUUUCUGCAUGGUCAUGCGCCCGUCUGUGUACGCUCAGUUUGUGGCCGGCGAAACAGAGGCUGAGAUCACAGACUCCAUGCAGAAGAUGAGCUCGCUGGGGCUCCACCCCAUGCUAGCCGUCCCCAUCGAAGAGGACCUGGGAGAGAGCACCGGGGAACGUCGAUAUGAAGACAACCUGGCGGCCAUGCUGGAGUGUGUGCACAUGUCUCACAGCAAAGGCUGGAGUAAAAAUCCCAUGAUGCAGCUGAAGAUCACAGCUCUCGUCAGCCCUGAGCUGUGUGCGAAGCUGACUUCUCUGCUAAAGACAGAGCAGUAUGAUCUGAACGCGCUUGUGAGAGUCAUGGAGGGAGAGGAGGUCAUGUUUCCUGGUCUGACCGAGAGUGAGAACACACACUUACUGCUGGGCCUCCGGAGACUCGGCAGAAUAGGAGAGGCGAGUGUUAAUAAAGUGCGAGUGCUGGUGGAUGCGGAGUACACGUACAUGAAUCCUGCCCUGUCCCUCAUCACCACGGCCCUGAUGAAGAAAUUCAACCAGCAGAGCUCCUGGAUCUGGAACACGUAUCAGUGCUACCUGAAGGAAUCAAGGAAUCUACUGCUUGAUGCCAUUCAGGCGUCCAUCGAUCAGUCCUUCUGUCUCGGCGUUAAACUCGUCAGAGGCGCUUACAUGGACAAAGAGAGGAAACUCGCCGAAAAAGAAGGGCGAACAGAUCCAAUCCAUGAAUCAUGGGAGCGAACUAAUGACAGUUAUAACGGAUGUCUAGAGAUCAUGCUGAGGCUCAUUUCAGAGAAACCUGACCGCUACAUGAUAAUUGUUGCCACUCACAAUGAAGAAUCGGUCAGACGGGCCGUGACACGCAUGGAGCAGCUGGGGCUUCACAGAGACGCGGGCGCUGUGUGUUUCGGUCAGCUGCUGGGCAUGUGUGACCACGUGUCUCUCACUCUCGCGCAGCACGGUUUCUCGGUGUAUAAGUCGGUGCCGUACGGCUCGGUGGAGGACACGCUGCCGUAUCUGGUGCGCCGCGCUCAGGAGAACCGCACCGUGCUCCAGGGCAUCCGCAAGGAACGAGAUCUGCUCCGACUGGAGCUGCGCCGCAGACUCAGAGAGAAGAUCACAGGCGCCAGAUAGAGAGAAAUCAGCCUAAAGACUCCAAUGCAUCACUGCUUGAGCGAGGGCCAUGCAGUCGAGGCAUUAGCCUUUGAAAGAUGUGAACAAUAGUGCCUUCUAGUGGAUGUUGAUGAUGAUUUGGGAGAAAAAAAUGAUCAUGAAUUCAAAAUUGGCCCUUUUUAAUGCAUGUUCCUGGUGUUUCUGUUCACAAUUCACCAGUGCAGAUUAUUCCAAAGAAAAAGUCUGCCUUUGUAACACAUUAUUUGGAAUAUUUAAGAUUUUUUAAUUUAUUUUAAGGAGUCUCUUCUGCUCACCAAGACUGCAUUUAUUAGAUCAAAAACACAGUAAAACAGUGUAUUGUGAAAUAUUAUUACACUUUAAGCUGUUUUCUGUGUGAAUAUGUGUUAAACUGUCAUUUAUUUCUGUGAUGCGCAGCUGUAUUUCCAGCAUCAUUACUGCAGUCUUCAGAAAUCAUUAUUGAGCACUGAACAUUGCCUCGGUUGUCAACCAAAGAAAAUCAAAUAAAAUAUAUUAAAAUAUUCC